AUGACAUCGCCACCUGAAACUUGUUCUAGAACAAGAUUCACUCUUGGAUUCACCCUUGCUCGCUUUGGUAUGCUCUUUUCUGAAUCAACUGCGCAAUACGUUUCUCUUAUUACUGUUUUCCUUCUUGUACCUUCUUUCGAAUAUGAAUCAACAGAAGAAGAUGUUUGUAAUGAACGUUCAUGCUAUCCAGCAACUGGGAAUCUUUUAAUUGGACGAAAGAAAAGUCUCACAGCAACAUCGACGUGUGGUUUACAUGGUCGUCAACGUUAUUGCAUUGUAUCACAUCUGGAAGAACAAACCAAGUGUUUUUAUUGUGAUAGUAGAACGGAAUGGCAACCCAAUCGAGAACCAUACAAAUUGAGUCACAGAAUAGAGAAUGUGGUUUCGGAAUCAUACGAGGAUCGCCACAGAAAUUGGUGGCAAUCAGAAAAUGGAGUGCAGAAUGUGUCAAUACGACUUGAUCUUGAAGCUGAAUUUCAUUUUACUCAUCUUAUAAUGACGUUCAAAUCGUUUCGUCCUGCUGCGAUGAUCAUCGAGCGUUCUGCUGAUUAUGCAAAAACAUGGUCUCCAUAUCGAUAUUUUGCAUAUGACUGUCAAAAUACAUUUCCGAAUAUCCCAGAAGGACCACCAAAAAAGCAUACAGAUAUCAUUUGCACGAGACGAUACAGCGAUGUAGCACCAUCCACGGGAGGGGAAUUGGUUUAUAAAGUAAUUUCACCACAUAUUCCAACAGAAAAUCCAUAUGCUGAUGAAAUUGCUAACUUGUUAAAAGUCACGAAUAUUCGCAUAAAUUUCACUAAACUUCAUACACUUGGAGAUGAUUUACUAGACUACAGACCCGAAAUUGAUGAAAAAUAUUAUUAUGCUAUCUAUGAAAUUGUGGUUCGUGGAUCGUGUUCAUGCUAUGGACAUGCCCAGCGGUGUAUCCCGAUGGAUGGUUCUGCUAGGAUUUCAGUUCCCUAUCGAGCUGAUAUGGUUCAUGGACGAUGUGAAUGCACUCAUAAUACAAAAGGAUUAAACUGUGAACAGUGCAUGGAUUUUUUUAAUGAUUUGCCAUGGCGUCCAGCGAUUGGUGAUGAUCCAAAUGAGUGUAAACGAUGUGAAUGCAAUGGUCAUGCAGCUAGAUGUCAUUUUGAUCGUGCUGUUUAUCAAGCUUCUGGUUUUGUGUCUGGAGGAGUGUGUGAUGAAUGUAUACAUAAUACGCAAGGUAAAAACUGCGAACAGUGCAAACCAUAUUUUUACCGCAAUCCAGACAGACCAAUUACUGAUCCAUAUGUUUGCUUACCAUGUAAAUGUAAUAAGAUUGGCUCUUUAAACGAUGGAAUUUGCGAAGGCGAAGAAGAUUUUGAACGUGGUCUUGUUGCAGGCAAAUGCUAUUGCAAACCGAACGUUGAAGGAUCCUGGUGUGAACGCUGCAAAAAUGGAUUCUGGAAAUUGACAGAAGAAGAUCCAAAUGGUUGUCGUCCAUGCAGUUGCAAUUUACUCGGCUCAUUCAAUAAUGAGGGAUGCAAUAAAGAAACCGGUGAAUGCCUUUGCAAACGGCUAGUUACUGGCAGUGCUUGCGAUAUGUGUUUACCCGAACAUUAUGGUCUAAGCGAUGACCCGGAUGGCUGUAAGCCAUGCCAUUGUGACAUAGGUGGUUCUAUUCAUAACAACUGUGAUAUUAUCACCGGGCAGUGCAUUUGUCGAGAAAAUUUUAGUGGUCGUCGUUGCGAUGCUGCCGAAAGUGGUUACUACUGUCCAUCUAUUGAUCACUUUACAUUUGAAGCAGAAGAAGCUGAAAUUAUUAAUGGACACAUGGAAUUUAGAGAGCGUCUAUCUAGUGAAAGAGAUAGAACAUGGACAGGUGAUGGCUUUGUAAGGGCUACUGAAAAGACUCAGAUAACAUUCAAAACUGGAAACAUUGCACAAAGCAUGCAUUAUAGAGUUGUUAUUAGAUAUGAAUUGUUGCAAAAUCAUAUUGGUUGGGAAAAUAUACAAUUAACAGUUGUACGGCCAACAGAUCCAUCACUGUAUGGAGUUUGUAAAAAUCUCACACCCUCCGAUGAUUUUUUGAUCGGAAAACUUCACCCGCAUGCCCAUUAUGUUGAGAUUAUGCCCGACGUUUGUUUGGAAGAAGGAGUCUCUUACGAAAUACGUAUGCAAAUAGGCGAAAAACGAAGCGGAAUAACUGAUAGAACGGCUGCUGUUCUUAUUGAUUCUAUAGUUCUUAUUCCCCCUACCGAAGAACUUUUUAUUUCACAAGGAAUUGCAGCUGAUGAUCAUCACAGAAUAGAGUAUGAUCGCUACCAGUGCAGGGAACAACAUUUAUCAUUAACACCAAUGACGGAUUUAUCUGAUGUAUGUGUUGGCUACAUUUGUCCCAUUGCAGCUAUGCUUUUCAAUCGUAGCUUAGUGUGUGAAUGUGACCCGACCGGUUCACUUUCUGGGAUAUGCGCAGCUAAAGGGGGUCAAUGUGAUUGCAAGCCGAAUGUUGUUGGACGAAGAUGUGAUAAAUGCGCAGUAGGAACAUAUGGUUUUGGUCCAUCUGGUUGUGCACCUUGUGAAUGUGACAGUGUUGGCGCACUCAAUAAUAAUUGUGAUCCUCAAAGUGGUCAGUGUAAUUGCAAGGAGCGUGGAAUCACAGGAAGACAGUGCAAUCAAUGUCAGCCGGGGUUUUGGUCAUUUCCUGACUGCCGAGUAUGUCAGUGUAAUGAUCAUGCUUCCGUUUGUGAUCAAAAAAGUGGGGCUUGUAUUGAAUGUCGUGAUCUUACUGAUGGUUACUAUUGUGAUCGCUGCAAGGAUGGUUAUUAUGGCGAUCCUCGUCUUGGCAUUAAUUUACCUUGCAAGCCUUGUCCUUGUCCCGGUGGUUUAGGUAGUGGUUUUCAACAUGCAGAUACUUGUUAUCUUCGCACAAGUGAAUAUUCUGAGACCCCUGAUGUAGUGUGCAAUUGCAGAGAGGGUUAUACCGGUGAACGAUGCUCUUCUUGUGCUUUAAAUCAUUGGGGCAAUCCAAAUGAGUUAGGUGGGACCUGUGAGCCGUGUGAUUGUAACGGGAACAUUGAUGUAACUAUAGAAGGAAGUUGCGACGCAGUUUCUGGUGACUGUAUUAAAUGCCUUCACAACACAGAAGGUGUUCAGUGUGAAUACUGCAUUGAGGGUUAUUACGGAGAUGCAAAAAUACGAAGCUGUCAGAGAUGUGUAUGUAACGAAUUAGGAACAAACAAAACAGUAGGAGCUUGCAAUCGGGCCACUGGACAAUGCCCUUGUUUGUCAAAUGUUGUGGGGAAAGAAUGUGAUGCUUGUGCUCCACAUCAUUUUGAUUUAGCUAGUGGAAAAGGAUGCGAACCAUGUGGAUGUGACCCUACAGGUGUCAUUCUCAGCAAUGAUGGAAUACCGGAGUUACAAUGCAAUGAGUUGGAUGGGCUAUGCUACUGUAAACCAGGACGGGGAGGUCGUACGUGUUCCGAUUGUGAGAAUUAUCACUGGGGAGAUCCGACAACAGAUGACUGCCGCAAAUGUGAAUGUGAUAGAAUUGGAUCAGCUACCCAACAGUGCGAUCGUAGCAAUGGUUCUUGUGUUUGUUUACCGGGAUCAGGAGGGACCUUAUGUAAUAUGUGUGCUCGUGGAUAUACUGGUGAGUGGCCUCAUUGCGAAGCUUGCGGGGAGUGUUUCCGAAAUUGGGAUGAAAUCGUGAAGAAUUUAAAAAAUCAAGUUACUGGUUUAAUUGAAGCUGCGAAGAACGUCGAAGAUACAGGCGUUGCUUCAAUUUAUGAUGACAGAUUUGAGAAAAUGGAAAAAAUUUUAGCACAUUUAAAGGUACAGUUGGAGUCAGCAGAUAUAACGCGAAGUGACAUCAAUGAAUUGCAAAAUGAAAUCUCUGAACUUCGGGAGAAUAUCACUUUGAAAAAGAAUUUUUUGAAUCGUGUCGGAGGACGUAUUACUGAAAUUUCGAGUGAUGUUGAUCAGGGUGAUCUAGAAUUAAAUUCAUUACUCGACGACUUAGGAAAACUUGCACAUAAAUCCCAAGCGUUCCAAGACAAUGCAACAUUACUGCGAGUAGCUGAUGUACAGGGUGCAUAUAAUAUUACACGUGAAUCGGCUGAAAAAUCUUUUGCUGCAAAGCGACGCACUGAUGAAGCAGAUUUAAAAAUUAUUAGUGCUGAAAGUAUUAGACAAGAAGCAGUACAACUUCUGGACAAUAAUCGUCUUGAUUUUGAAAAACAGUUCAGUGAGAACGGAAUGGCAUUGGUAAAAAUCGGCGAGCAGCUGACGUACUUCGAAACUGUGCUGCCAAAACUGAACAAAGAUGUUUGUGGUGCAGAAACAGCUCCUUGUGAUGAAUUAUGUGGUGGGCCGGGCUUAUGUGGCCAUUGUGGUGGACGAUCGUGUCUGUCAGGUUCAGUGAGCAAAGCUGAAAUGGCUAAAAAAUUUGCAGAUGAAGCGGACCAAAAAUUGGAUGAAAAGCAGAAGGAAGCUGAGGAAAUUCUUGAUCGAGUACGAGAUAUAUUACAACAGACUUCUAUCACCAAGAGUAGGGCCAAGGAUGGACAUGAUAUUGCGGAUGCAGCAGCUUCACAGCAACAGAUUUCAUUGCAGGCAAAUCAAACGCGGACUUCAUUAGAGGAAAUGUUAGCUAAAAUGAAUGAUUUCAUGGAUAAUAAUCAACGCUCGAGUCCAGAACAAAUUCGAGCAUUGGCUGAAGAGAUAACCGUUGCAACAAUAUCUCUCACACCUGCUGAAAUUGAAAAACUUUCAAGACAGGUUCGAGAAAAACUACAAAGUAUCAAUAAUAUCGAUGUGAUUUUGAAUGAAACACGUGGUAACAAAACGAUAGCAGAAGCUUUACAAAAAUCCGCUGAACUAGCGAGUAUGCGUGCAGCUAAAAUCAGAAAUGUUACGACUAUAGUACGUGAAGCGUUGACGAAAGCUGGUAUUGCUCAGAAUAUCGCUAGAGAUGCAAUAAAAAAUGCUACGAAACGAAUCAUGGAAGCUAGAAAUGACUUAAAUGGUGCUACUGAACAGUUAGAACUUGCCGAAACGUCUGCAAUGACGACAAAUCAGUCUCUCGCAAAACUAGAUAGUGAUAUGAAAGAUAUUAACGUACAAUAUCUCUCGAUUUCUGAAGAUACAAAAUAUGCAUAUGAAGCUGCUGAUAAAGCUGUACGACAGGCUGAAUAUGCUGAAACAGCUAAUGAAAAACUUAAAAUUUCUUUUGAAAAUGCCAAAAAACUCCUGUCACAUCGAAAUACUGGUAAUGAAUUACCUCAAGCAAGAGCUGAAGAGUUACGUAAACGAGCAACACAACUUUUGCAUAAGACACAACGACAUCGCAACGAUAUUUCACAGCUUUCGGCAAAUAUCGAUGCGUUUGAUGUACGUCUAGCGGAUUAUAGUCUUGAAAUGAGUGAACUGCAUUCGAGGAUUGAUACAGUAACAGCCCAGAUUCAUAAGCAAAUUGAGUACUAUUCAACGUGUGACAUCUGA
This is a messenger RNA of Thelazia callipaeda (thelaziosis nematode), 5466 nucleotides long. The record is from the annotation of a GenBank genome assembly. NCBI's taxonomy places the organism in Eukaryota, Metazoa, Nematoda, Chromadorea, Rhabditida, Thelaziidae.